GGGUAGCACGGGGUGACCAUCCUGUCAUCAAUGAGAGUGGGGGACUGACAGCCAGUGGAGGUGGCGGAGGACGGGUGUGGUGUGGUCUGAGGCCGCCUGCCACACACCACGGACAGUACGAGCGGCAACACUGUCGGCCCUUUGAAGCUUUUGAUAACUACCUGCAGCAUUGUCUCCCUUGCACAGGGAAGACCGCCGCGGGACGUCACUCGUAGCGCCGCUGAGCAUGCGCAGUGGAGCCCACAGUGAGGCCGACAGACGCAGACGACAGUCCAAGGCGGGAGAGCAGACGACAGGCAGCAAGCGCCAGCAUCGCGGUGUGACGGCCACACCGAGCCCAGCACGGAGUGUAGCGUGGACAAACCCCGGGUACCUCGCUCCCCUCGUCGCCUCCACAACAACGUCUGCAGCACCAUCGCAGUUGGUGACAACUUGCUUCUCCUUUGUGCAGACAACGUGUGUGGACUAACCGCCGGUGGCUGCGACUGCUGUAGACCUGCGAGUGACCGCUGCCCACGUCAGGUGAACCGACACGUGUACCUGCCUCGUGCCCCCACAACACUCUUACUGGUCACGUGGUCGUUGGCUGGUGUGUUGCUGGCCUGACGCCCGUCUCCCAGGCGACACGUGCAGCUUCAGAUGAUCAUCAUGUCCUCGCCGGUCAGCACUCGGCCAUCGUCGUCCACGACACCCAACGGUCACUACCACAAGAUCAGUGGGGUACCGUGUCCCGCUACCCCCACCCGCUACACGGCCCCUGUCCACAUCGACGUGGGCGGCGUCAUCUACACCUCGUCACUGGAGACCCUCACUCGGUACUCGGACUCCAGGCUGGCAAAGAUGUUCAACGGCAACAUUCCCAUCGUGCUGGACACGCUCAAACAGCAUUACUUCAUCGACCGUGACGGCAAGCUGUUCCGCUACAUCCUCAACUACCUGCGCAGUCAACGCCUCAUCGUGCCCGAGCGCUUUGACGAGUACGAGCAGCUGUACGAGGAGGCCAGGUUCUACGAGCUUGCUGGCUUGCUGCGGGAGCUGGAGGCUGUCAAGAAGAACAAAGAAGCGAGUGACGUAGCCAAGGUGUCACGGGAAAUCAAGACGGAGAAAGGCUUGUCACCAGUGGGGGUGAGCGGAGCUGAUGGAGGCUACGUGGACUGCAUCGCCGUCAGCAUCAGCCCGGACCUCGGGGAGAGAAUCUCGCUGAGUGCUGAGCGCCCUCUUCUGGAAGAGGUGUUUCCGGAACUGACGUCAGCAUUAAUGGACACGCGGAACUCUGGGUGGCACUUGGACAACCAUUACGUCAUACGCUUUCCGCUGAACGGCUUCUGCAAGCUCAACUCCGUGCAGGUGAUGCAGCGCCUGCUCAACCACGCCUUCGUCGUCAUCGCAUCCUCAGGCGGCGGGGUCGAAGGGCAGCAGUUCAGCGAGUACGUCUUCGCACGCAACUGCAAGUCGCUGCGGUGACUGCGCAGUGUCGGGGCUGAGACUACAAGUUGCUGUGCAGCACGCCGUUGUCAAGCCGACGGCGUCACGGACUGACGCAGACAUCAAGCUGCACGGCCACCUUUCACAUGCACGUGCAAGUACGUGCUGGCCAACACACACACACACAAACACACCGCUCGGUGGCGAGGACUGUGACCUUUGUCCCCAAAGACUUACGUGACGUAGGUGCUAGGUGAAAACUUGAGGUCACGGUCACAGCUCGUCGUUCCGAGCUUUCGAUGCGGGACUAGAGGACAAGACACAGGAAAGAUUCGUCCUUAGCGUCCUCGUCGACUGUGAUGCUGUGAACGUGCUGUGAUUGCAGUCUUCGGCACUGGUGGGCAUGCGCAAGUCAGUGGUGAACACAGUAAAGGUCGUUAGUGUCAGUGUAGAGAGCGAGGUGAUUGCUGUGAGGACACGUGUGACGUGAGUGUAGACUGAGGUGAUUGCUGUGAGUGUAGAGAGCGAGGUGAUUGCUG
Pomacea canaliculata is the source of this 1964-nucleotide messenger RNA. RefSeq names its product BTB/POZ domain-containing protein kctd15-like. The transcript is spliced from 7 exons. Gene Ontology annotation, molecular function: protein binding. Gene Ontology annotation, biological process: protein homooligomerization. Bases 640 to 1464 code for a protein of 274 amino acids. NCBI's taxonomy places the organism in Eukaryota, Metazoa, Mollusca, Gastropoda, Architaenioglossa, Ampullariidae. The record is from RefSeq and is a predicted model, not a curated record.